AAGUUUCUCUUUGCAGCCAUCUUGAGGCUUUCUAAGAACAAGAAGGAAUCGUCUGUCACUUCCUUGAAGAUAAACAUCACUCACACAACAUAUGAACAUCCCACUUUUGGAUGGUUAGCCUAAUACAUACACUCAAUUUUGGUGGCAGAGGACAAAAAGACUUUAUAAAGUGAUGUGCUUUAUGCGGUGCCAAACAUGUUUCCAGGCUUCCCUCCCUCCCGUAAUCAUAACCCACAAGAAGAUUUUGGGGGAAAAGAUAGAAAAAAGGAAAGUUGGAAACAGGAAGUGGGUUAACGGCUUCCCUUGCGAAUGUUGCUUUUGCUCCCCGCUUAUCCCUCCUUAAAUCCCCCUUCCCUUUCUCUCGGCCAUAAUCUCUCAGAGAGAAAACACACGCGCACUGGAAAACAGCUUACUUACUAGGAACAACAAACAACAAAGAAAAUAUUUUCUUUGGUUCAGGGAAAGAAGAAGAAGAAGAACCCAGGAAAGAAAAUGGGUGUUGAAUGGGGAGCUAGACUUCUGGUUCUAGCUUUGCUUUCUUCAAUGGCUUUUGCUGAUCCUCUAGUUCCAACGUUUAUCAUCUUCGGGGACUCGGUUUCUGAUGUGGGAAACAACAACAAUAUCACUACUCCAAUCAAGGCAAACUUCCUUCCUUAUGGAAGGGAUUUUGUCACUCACAGACCAACUGGGAGGUUCUGCAAUGGGAAGCUGGCUGUAGACUUUACUGCCGAGUAUUUGGGUUUUGACACAUACCCACCACCCUAUCUAAGCCAAGAAGGUAGAGGAGGAAAUGUUCAGAAUGGAGUCAAUUUUGCUUCAGCCGGGUCGGGACUGUUUGAUCUCACAGCAGUGACUUAUGGGGCCAUUCCAUUAACACGACAGCUGAACAACUACAGGGAAUACCGGAGAAGAGUGGAGAACACAGUGGGAAGCGAAAAAGCAAACGAGACGUUCUCUAAGGGGAUCCAUCUACUCAGUUCAGGAACUAGUGACUUCGUUCAGAACUACUACAUCAACCCAGUUCUAAGGGGACUCUAUAUCACACCCGAUCGGUUCUCUGACCGGCUCAUGAGAUCUUACUCUACUUUCAUUGAGAACCUGUAUAGACUUGGAGCCAGAAGGAUUGGAGUGACGAGCCUGCCACCGACUGGGUGUUUGCCUGCAGCCAUCACUCUCUUUGGUCUUGGGAGCAACAAUUGCGUCGAGAGAUUGAACCGUGAUGCCAGUUCCUUCAACCAGAAGCUGAACGCAACUUCUCAGGGUCUUGUUGCACGAUACCCUGACCUUAAACUUGUCGUCUUCGAUAUUUACAAGCCCCUCAUGGACAUGAUCAACAAGCCCAGCGACAGUGGGUUCUUUGAGGCGAGAAAGGCUUGCUGUGGGACGGGUACCCUAGAGACCUCGUUGCUAUGCAAUGCGAGAUCUCUAGGUACGUGUUCUAAUGCCACGUCGUAUGUGUUUUGGGAUGGAUUCCAUCCCUCUGAAGCUGCUAAUGAGGUCAUCGCACAAGAUCUGCUGGAAGCAGGAUUCUCCCUCAUAUCAUGAAUCACUCCAGAUGUCCUACCACAGCUGCAAAAUCUCCACCCUGAAGAUGCAUGUACCUUAUAAGAAAAGGCCUUUGGUUUGUUGCUAAUAGUAAUCAGUGCUAGCUUCUAGCUUUUCUUUUAGUACAUUUAUGCAUUGCUUGAAUAAAAAUAUCAUGGUUGU
This is a messenger RNA of Linum trigynum, 1707 nucleotides long. NCBI's taxonomy places the organism in Eukaryota, Viridiplantae, Streptophyta, Magnoliopsida, Malpighiales, Linaceae. The record is from the annotation of a GenBank genome assembly.